AUGACCUUACGUACCCCACGACGUCGCAUCUCGCCACGCACCAAGCGCAGAUAUCGGGCCAUAAGGGAAUUCUUCCGCAGAGCGCUAGGUAGCUCAUCGCAACCGGAUAUUAAAAUAAGUUCCAGUAUAGCUUUAAAUGUUACUGAUCUUAAACGUAAGAUAGUUGGUCUCGAACAACAGCUGGACGAGGUAAACCGACAUUGUAAAGAUAUCACGUGCUUUGAUUGCUCUAGGAGAGAGUCCGAAAGCUGCCUUAGGUCGGAAGCGAGGAACAUUAGGGAGUCGGAGAGCUCCAACCCAUCAGAGGGGAAACACUUGAGAGAGUUGGAUAGUUGCAACCCCUCUGAGGAGAAGUUCGUGAGAAAUUCAAACAGCUACAUUUUAGCAGACGCAAAGAAUGAGAUAGAUACAAUCGAGGAACAGACUGAAACAUCUUACGAGAAAAAGUUGAAUGGCACCGAAACAAAAUUUUUAUACAAAUCUUCUGAUGGUAAUUACAUAAAAUCUGAAGAGAGCGAAAACGUCUGCAACAUUCAAGAUGCAAUCGACGCAAAACAAACCCAGGAUUUGCUUGAUGAGUACGGACGACAUAUCACAAAAGUAAAAAAUAAAAAGAGUAAACUGAAUAGAAGUAAUGAUCACAGCGCCAAAUUACAUAAACACAAAGCGAGAUCAGUUUACGAUAAUAUUGCUUCAGCUAAUUCUACCUGUAGUUUUCGUUCACUUACAGAACCACGGAUGGUCCGCUCUAGUAGCCCUGGUUACUCAGGUCGUCAUAAAGACAGAAAUUAUUCACUGGAAUAUGCGGAGGCUGCACCUUCGCGUACCCAUAAAGAUAAGAAAUACAGAGAGCAUAUGAAAAGGAAUAAGAUUGAAUUACAAAAAGAUUAUUACGAGCAGCGGCCUCUCAAGGCCCGUAAAAACAAAAACCAAAAUCGAGAACUAGAUCAAGAUUUUAUAGCUGAUAUAAUUCGAAGACAAUAUAAGCCGGUGAAAAUGUUUGACAGAAAACAAUCUGAUCUCAGUCAGAUCUCAGCACCUGUUUGUCGGGAUCAGGAAUUUCCAUCCAUCCGUGAAGAUAUACAGGAGGGUACCGAAUUAUGUUCAUGCUGUUACGAUGUAACUAAGCACAGGACAAAAUACAGUGACCUUAGCGAAAUGAGAAGCAUAUGUGACACUCGUCUGUACAGUUCCAAGCGACACAGCCGAGGUAAGCGUCGCAGAAUACCCAUAGAGGUUUAUGAUAAUUCUGACCUUUACGAUCUGAUUCCCGUCAAAGAAAAAUCUAGUCCAAAGACACGAAGAAAAUUUGUGGAGGAUACUAUGAUACCUUAUGAAUAUUACAGGGAAGUGCCUCCAUCACCAAGAACAUUAAGGCCAAAGCUUAAUCUUAAAGCACAGUAUAACACAGAAUUUGAAGAUUAUAUGAAACACGCUGUCAGAAAAGCUUCACCCCAUAAGCAAAGACGACGCCGCGAGCGCCUGGACGUUGAAAGUGAUAUAACAUCAGUAGCUGAUCCGAAAUUAAAUAAAAGACAAUUACUCAAGACGCACAAAAAUAUGACGUGUCAGGUUGAAGAUGAAGAUUUAUGCCAACGCCAACAAGAUAACGCCACUGCAAUUAGUUUACAGUAUCCAUCGUAUACGAACGACCAAGUUAAUGCUACAAUAGAAACAACGUUUAAUAAAACGGAAGAAAUAGAAAUGCCUGUUGAUAAAACUGAUAAAGCGUUGUGUGAAAUAAAAGAUAUCCUACAAAACUUUCUACACGAAAUAAAGAAGGAAACUACAGCCUCACAAUGUGAUAAAUCCGAAAUCUCCUCAAAAGACGAAACUGUUGAAAAUAAUAAUAUAAACGAAAAUAGUACUAAGAUUACUGGCAGCAGGAUGCCUAACAGUAGACACAGCAUUAGUUACAACGUAGGUUGCAAUCCGUCUCCGUAUAUGACACCAUUUCAAAACCCGUGCUGUUAUCCAAUGAUGCCUGUGUGCCCCGUAAACUACCCCAUUUCCAUGCAGAGCGGCUUCAUGAUUCCCAGUCAAAGUUAUACAUGUACAAACUGCGUUAAUGCGCCAAAAGAGCCAGUUCAUACUGAUCAUUGUUGUAAUAAAAACGCGACCACAACCGGUACUUGUAACACUGAAACUUGUCACACAGAAACUGAGAAACUUAUUAAAGAAAUUUAUAAAUUCGUAGCACAAAGCCCUAAUAAGACAAAAGAAAGUAGUGUUUCUGAUCGGAACGAAGCUCGAAAUGUUGGAACCAAAAUGUUGACGUCAAGGAGCGUUGGUGAAAGUUCCAAAAUGUCUAAACAUGAUGCCAAAGUGGGAACAGCGCCACUGAGAUGUUAUUCCAAGAGUUGUGAAGCAAUUGGUUCCAGAAACGAUUCCGAAGACUACAGUAGUCAAACUAACCCUACCUAUUCAGAUACUGUAUUAGAAAAAAUCAGUUUGGAAGUGACACAAUCUACAAUUGAAUCCGAAAUGGAGGAUAUUAUUGCUUCUGAAGGAAAGGAUAAAAGAAAUAAAUUCUCUAAAGUCCUACGAUCCUUUGGUAUGUUUAAAAAGAAGAAGAAAGAUGUUAUUGAAGAAGUUAGCGAAAGUGGAAGUGUAAUAGACGUACCAGUAAAACCAAUUUCACAGAGAGCACCAUAUCAACAAGAAAUAACAAACUAUAUGAUGCAUGAACCUGAGUACUACCACCCACCGCCUCUGACGUCAUAUUACCAAAGACCUCAUGAGUAUCACCCAGAUUAUAAUCCACCGUAUAAUCCAGGGUUACCAGAAUACCAGCCACCACCACCAAUUCACGAUUACUAUGGGCCUAGAAUGCCUUAUCCAGGAACGGCAGAACAAGCCAGCGCACCACCUCUACAUCCGAAGGAACGACCUACAGCUCCUCCGUACCUCAGCAGUUACGAUAGUCCAUACAAACCUAUGCAACAGCCGCAGGUGCCGCUCUGUUUGAAGGAAAUAGAAGUGAAAAGUAUUGGAACACAAAGUGAAAGAAAGAUGUCAAUAUUCCGGAAAAUCAAGAAAAAGAUGCAACCGCUACAACCUCUAUCACACACACCACCAAUACCACAAUCAUCAGACGAUGAUAACUACCAGAAGACUUGCUCGACGCAGACACAGGUCGCUGAGGCUAAGUUUGCGCCAGUAACCAAGCCUUUCUUUAACUGGAAGAAACUACAAUCCAAAGCUAUGAUGGGAAAUGGAUCAGUAGAUGUUGAUCCUAUGAAAAAAUUCACUGCGAUUGCCCAGAAAGAAUUGGCUGAAAAUGAUCUCAAAAUAAGGAGAGCGAUGAUGAAGAAAUUAUUUAAUAAAAGGAAUCCUUUCUCUUCGAAGAACCUCGUGAUGCAGACGUUAUUAGGAAAAGACAAACCACAUUACAUUGAGCCCCCUGUCAUGUUUAAACCGAAGCUGUUCCUUUAA
Molecule: messenger RNA, 3435 nt
Organism: Spodoptera exigua (beet armyworm)
Lineage: Eukaryota; Metazoa; Arthropoda; Insecta; Lepidoptera; Noctuidae
Source: the annotation of a GenBank genome assembly